This is a messenger RNA of Eutrema salsugineum, 924 nucleotides long. RefSeq lists its product as uncharacterized. The coding region runs from base 191 to 685 and encodes 164 amino acids. The transcript has 3 exons. The record is from RefSeq and is a predicted model, not a curated record. NCBI's taxonomy places the organism in Eukaryota, Viridiplantae, Streptophyta, Magnoliopsida, Brassicales, Brassicaceae.
AUUUGGUCAUAAAAGAUUAAUACUACUCAGUAGGCUUUGCAAUACGCCAAUACCCAUUCUAAUUUCCCUCUUCAAACAAUAUUCUCUCCCUCACAGAGAGGGCUCUCUUCUUCUUGAUUCACAUUCUAAACUUUAAACUUCUCGAAGUGUUUCCAACAAAACCAAAUCCUAGUAGGGAGUUCAAAAAACAAUGACGAAGAUAGGAGGUAUUCUUGUUUGUUUAGUCAUAGUGGGCUUAGAUGUAGCUGCUGCAAUCCUCGGAAUCCAAGCAGAAGUCUCCCAAAAUCAGGUGAAGCACAUGAGGCUAUGGUUAUUAGAGUGUAGAGAGCCGAGCCAAGAUGCGUUCAGGCUCGGUCUAGGUGCAGCCGCGAUAUUGGUAAUGGCUCAUGUCCUCAUCAACUUGGUCGGAGGCUGUCUCUGUAUUUGCUCUCAAGACGAGUUUCAAAGAUCUUCUUCCACUAAGCAAAUCUCCAUGGCUUGUCUCGUCCUCACUUGGAUCGUGUUCGCCGUUGGAUUCGGGGCUUUGGUGAUUGGAACGAUGUCAAACAGCAAGUCAAGAUCCUCUUGUGGAUUCACACAUCACCAUUUUCUCUCCAUUGGAGGGAUCUUGUGUUUUCUUCAUGCCCUCUUUUGUGUCGCUUAUUACGUUUCUGCCACUGCUGCUAAAGACGAAGCUGCUAAGUGACAAAGAGAGUUCACGAUAAGUGUUGGAACCAGGUGGGUCCUUGUCCUUGACUAUGUAUGUUCCAUGUCCUUGACUAUGUAUGUUCCAUGGUAAUUGUGUAGCAAUUUUUAAUUAUUUAACAUAGUACAUUUUUCUUUUUUUUGUUUCCUUUUUUGAAUUGUUUCUCUUAUUUCGAAGUCUCUUUUGUAAUUUGGAAAGUCGUGUCAUUUUGAAGAAACAAAAAUGAAAGCUUUAUGUCA